GAAUUCAUUGUUUUUAAUGAGACCAAUGGCUCCUCUCCGAUCGCAUAUCGUGGGCAUCGGUUGUACAUGGACCAGGGAACCGUUGAGUGCAAGGAUUGCGUCAAUAAGCCAUGGAAGAGGUCAAUUCAAUCUUUUAAUGUUGAUUUACACGGUGCUGUAUAGUCAUUUCAGAUAAUUUUACAGAUUAAAAAGGAGUUUAGUUCUUGGAUUGACAUGAUCAAGAGUAGAUGGGAAACGCAGAGACCUGACAGCCGCGCUACAGUGUAGCCUGGCAUCGGCACGUUACGGAUACUGUACGGCCUCGUGGCGGGGUAAAAGCAAGGAAGAAGCGUUGCGUCAUACACCAACAAACCAAAAAAAGCAGAAAAGGUACGCGGCGCCACGCAGCAGUAGAAAAGCAGAAAAGGCACCGAAAAAGGAAACGGAUGAAAAUAUGGAUAAAUGACCGACUCAAGCUCCAGACUCUAGGCGGGCCGUUGCGUAAUGGGAACCAACAUUUACUGCAAAGCAUGGCUAUGCAGAUAGAUGCACAGCACUGCCUUGCUUCUACUCUGCAGAGGCCUGAUGAGUAAAGAAGGCGGUAUAGAGCAAGAGAGAGAGGAAGAUCCCCGCUUCCUUGGAUUCUCGAAGUGGCCGCCCUCGCGAAGAUCGCAGAUUGGAAUUUCCUUGGCAGCAUGAGAGAUCGUGAUGAAUUGGCUCUCCGCCGUUGCGCGCGUGCUUCUCUGAGCUGGCUGUAAGUGCCCAGCAUAUCGUUUAGGCGUGUAAGGAUACGCUUGUCGGUAACCUUGGCCGGGUAAAGCAAACAGUGGUGUUUGUUCCUUAUAGCCGCCUAUAGAGUCUCACAUUUCCCAGCGCCAAGUGGAACAAACACCCGCCGAGGCCUACAGGAGACCUUUGCACACUUCAUCCGGCCGGGAAGGCUCUCAUUCAGCUGGCUUGACUUUCUCCUGUCAGUGGCUCUUUGACUUGGAGGUUGUAGGUAGCACAGCACCCAGCCACAAUUGAUGCUCAAGCCUCAUUCUUCCAUAUCCUGUUUAUCCAGCCAGCGAUGGCAUGCAUAUUUCCUGCUUUUUGCCAGCUAGUCUAGCGCUGCAGGCUUGUGGCGUCACUACCAAGGUCGACCAAGUGGCGCAGGCUUCUGGCUGCCCAUCGAAACAACACCAGAGGGAGCCCGGACGAGAUGCCGAUCAUGACGACGACACGGCUGGUCGGCCUGGCCAUAAAAGGCAACCGGUCGUCCGCCUCCAAAUGGGCAGAUAUCUCCUACUAUAGAAUCAUUACACAGUCACUCACUCUCACAAGGACUUCGCUCGCUCAACACUAAUACCCUUUUUCUUCUACUACAAAACCAACCACCAUCAAUCAACAUGAAGUUCAACACCGCAGUCGUCGGCCUUGCCCUUGCCAAUGGCGCCUUUGCCAUCAACUCCUCGCUUGUUAGCAACCUCGCUUCUCAGCUCAGCUCAGCUCUGCAGGAGACUACCUCUGCUGCCCCUACGGCCACUGUCACCGUCACCACUGGCGCAGCCGACUCUUCCUCUGCUGCCAUGGGUUCCGACACCAUGUCUGCCGCUGCCAGCAGCACUGGUGCAGCUUGCAGCCUGCCCGCCGGUAGCGAUACCACCAUGGCCACUGUAAUGAGCUCGUCUGCCACUGGCGGCUCUGGCAACACGACCACUAACACUGGCGCAACUGGUUCUCAGACUGGCGGCUCUGCUUCGCAAACCGGCGGUGCCUCUGGAACUCAGAGCGGAAGCGGAGGUGCUGCUACCAGCGCCCCUGCCACCGCCGCUGCCGCUGCCAACGGCGUCUACCUCGCUCCUAUUGUCGGCAUUGCAGCUGCUGUCGCUUUGCUGUAAGAGAGUCAAUGGGAGAUGAAAUACCAGGGGAGACGGGAUGGACAGUCCCAGUUUACGAUUAUACACGAAAGCCUUGAAUAUUUUGUAUACAUGCGGGAAAUACCAGCAGCAUAUAAUUCGAAAGGAAAUAAUAU
Messenger RNA from [Torrubiella] hemipterigena, 1993 nucleotides. The record is from the annotation of a GenBank genome assembly. Lineage: Eukaryota; Fungi; Ascomycota; Sordariomycetes; Hypocreales; Clavicipitaceae.